Molecule: messenger RNA, 2247 nt
Organism: Poecilia latipinna (sailfin molly)
Lineage: Eukaryota; Metazoa; Chordata; Actinopteri; Cyprinodontiformes; Poeciliidae
Product: asialoglycoprotein receptor 1-like
Exons: 8
Coding region: 921-2009 (362 amino acids)
Source: RefSeq, a predicted model, not a curated record
UGGCAGUAAAUUUUGCUGUCAAAUGUUAAAAGUAAUCAAUGAGUGAAACCAAAAGUAGAGAGUCAGUAAAGAUCAAAAACAAAGAAGUGAAUAAAGAGAUGUGGCAUUAUGGAUUUAAACUGGGUUACAUUAGUCUUGUUUUUGUACAACAUAAUUUGCUAAUUUCUUUUUUGUUAAAGUUUGCAUUUUUUAUAAAAGUCAUUAUGAAUAAAAUCUUAAAUCACACACAGGUAAACAAUGGUAUCAUAUUAUUACAAUUCAUAUUUGUCCUGUGUGUUGUUUUAGAUGUUUGCUGCUUUCUUUGUAAAACCUGGUAAUAACCCUGAUCGAUAUUCUGAAAUUAUUUUAACAUCCAAGCGUAACCUCACUUUGAAAUAUGAAUAUCAGAGGUUUUAGUUCUUGAACAACUUAAUAACAAAAUAUCCAAACUAUAACUUUUGUUUUUUGUACAUAUCAUUUAAUAAGUAAAUUCUUAAUAAAGAGGCAAAUACAAUCUCUAGUUAAGAAGGUAAUUAUAAUGUCUUUGUGGAUUUAUGGUUAAUUUACUGCCUCAAUGUCAAUCCUAAAGACAGAAGUGGAAGUAACAGAGGAGCUGAUUUGGUUAUUCCACGCCGUUUUAACAUUCAAAUUCUGAAUUUCACAUUAACACAUUUUGUCUGCCACAUAUGAUAUUUGUGUAACCAUGUUUUAUUUAUUUAUCCUUUUCAUAGCACAUAAACAUCCCAUUGAAUGACUGAACUUAUUUUUAGACAUGACAUAAAUGCAAAUGACUUCCUGUAACAAAAGCAGAAGUUGAACACUUAAGAGCUGUGAGAAAGAGCUGCAGAAAGAAUGAAGCACUUCUGCUAAAUGACAUCCCGCUGCAGUGGAGAGUCUGUGUAUAGAUCAUAAAAACUGAUAUUUCUAAGAAGUUUGUAGUGAUGGCGGGAGAAGAGGACGUUAUCUACACGUCUGUUGUAUUCAAAGCUAAAAAUAAAUUACAGCCAAGGGUCAAAAAGGAGGAGGAGGAAACUGUGUAUGACGAAGUGAAAGUCCACAGUGAAGCAAAUGAAAACACCAGCAUAAAAUCUAUAAAGGAGGAGGAGAUUGUGUAUGAUGAACUGAAGACAGACAGUGAAAAAAGUGACAACACUCUUGACAUAAAUGUUCUGUUGCCUGAUAAGAACGAAGAAGACCGACGUCGAUGGUACCAGCAGGUGGCCUGGUGCUUUGGGACUCUGUUUGUCUCUGUGGUGUUGGGAGUCAUAGCAGUCUGCAUCUAUUUCUUAGUACGUCCGAAGUCUGUCGACAUUGAGUGGGACCAGCUAAAAAGCAACCAAACGACUCUUCUGAAUGAAAAUUACAACCUGACGAACCUCAACAACAAACUCACGUCAGACUUUGACAAUUUGAGGAAGGAUCACGACAAUCUGACCAUUCAGUUUGAGAGUCUCGUAAAAGACUUUACUGUCACAGAAAGUAUGGUCGCGAAUCUCACAGAAAUAAACCAGAAGCUGGAGUCAGAAAGGAGAAACCUUACAGAGCAAAUACAAAACCUAGAGAUAAGGCAGAACGUCAGCCAUGCUCAGUGGGCCAUUGAUGCAUACUGCCCCAAAGAAAAUAACGGACGAACAUGCAAAUCUUGUCAGGAAGGAUGGCUUCCGUCUCAGUCCAGCUGCUAUGCAAUAAACAACGCAGAGAGUCUUCAAAGGAAAACCUGGGAAGAUGCCAGAAAAGACUGCAGGGCAAAAGUUUCUGAUUUGGUUGUUGUUUCUGAUGAAAUUGAAAAGGGCUUUGUCGCUGAGAAAAGUUGGGGCAGUUCAGGGACUCGAGGAUACUGGAUUGGCCUGAAAGCAGAGGACAACAAAUGGAAGUGGAUUGAUGGAAGUGAACUGACCAACCACAGCUGGAUUCCACAACCUGAAAAUGACAAUCAAUGUGUUAUUUCUCUUGAAAAACAAGGAUGGAAAUCAGUGCAGUGCAAUGAAAACCAACAGUGGAUCUGUGAAAAGGAGGCGUUGUCUGUUUAAAUCUUGAAAUCAAAUUUUAAAAAGGAUUAAAAAGGACCUUCUCACUCCACAUUCAUCCACCAGAUCUCUGCGAUCACAAUACAGCAACUUCCUCCACCUUCCUCGCUCCAGAUUAAGGACCAUGGGAGAUCGGGCAUUCGCUGUGGCUGCCCCCCGUCUCUGGAACUCUCUCCCAGUUUAUUUGAGAGCUCUGCAACCACUGGUUCACUUCAAAAGAGGCUUAAAGAUUUUUUUUUUA